Paramormyrops kingsleyae is the source of this 853-nucleotide messenger RNA. RefSeq names its product protein FAM177B. The record is from RefSeq and is a predicted model, not a curated record. NCBI's taxonomy places the organism in Eukaryota, Metazoa, Chordata, Actinopteri, Osteoglossiformes, Mormyridae.
AUGUGGUCUGUAGAUUUAAUCAUUAGCUGAUAUUUAAAAACAGGCUGGGUGUGUAUGUUGAUGUUUGGACACGCCUCCAGCGUACAUGAGUGUCAGGUUUCCUAGGGCGUGUCAGGGACCUAAGGAUCCGGGUUAUGUGUUUGUGUCACAGCUUUCAGUUUGGUUGUUUCGGGCAGAGGGAGCAGAAAUAUUCAGGUAUGGAAAAGUGAGCCACAGUUAAAUGGGAAAGAUGAAUGAAGAACUUCAAAGUAGCGAGGGCUGGCUCGCCAAAGGGAUGACAGGCAGCAUUCCGUCGUCACCCGGGCAGAAAAGGGUCAUCCACUUUGUCAGUGGUGAGACCCUAGAGGAGGAGUCCAGCGAUGAAGAGGAGCUCUUCGACGAGCCAGUCGAUACGGCUCAGCUGUCAUGGAGGGCAUAUUCCCGCUUGCUUUGGGGGCAGUUUCGUAGGAAGUCCUUUCGGACCUGUGAUUAUAUGGGGGGAAAACUGGCCAGUCUGGCUGGACUUAAUGAGGCCAGGUACCAGUAUGCAGCUGAUGAACAUGAGCGUUGGAAGAAAAAGCUAUCAAGACGUGAAAGUACUGCUGGCGGCUCUUCCAUCAUGAAUAAGAAGAGGCAUCUUUCUUCCCGGACUACCAGUUGCUAUGGGACAACAGGUUCUCCAGCAGAGCCCUGCCAUCCAGGCUCUGUGGUCAAUACAGAUCACAUACCAGAAGGGUCUUGCAACAGAGGGUACCAGGAAGACAAACAAUAAACACUGCACAUGCAACAAUGUACUUUUAAAAAAUUCCCAUGCCUCUUCAAACGUUUUGCUAUUUAACUCCAUCCAGUUUACAGUUUCUAGUUUGAGUCUCAU